Molecule: messenger RNA, 3455 nt
Organism: Sorghum bicolor (sorghum)
Lineage: Eukaryota; Viridiplantae; Streptophyta; Magnoliopsida; Poales; Poaceae
Product: polycomb group protein EMBRYONIC FLOWER 2
Exons: 24
Coding region: 1206-3026 (606 amino acids)
Cellular component (GO): nucleus
Molecular function (GO): chromatin DNA binding
Source: RefSeq, a predicted model, not a curated record
AUCCGAAAUGUUAUACAGAAGAGAUUCGACCUCUGCUUUCGUUCACACCAGUGUUUUUCAGUUUCUUCUCCCUUUCACGUCGCCUGCCCAACCCAAGAGCUAUAGGCUCGAUUCGGCCGUCUCCGCCAGGCCAGGUUUAUACCGUACAUCUACAUCACCGGUGCCAGGCCAUCAGUUGCCGGCCGCCGCCGCCUUACUCCCAAUUGCCCAGGUCUUCGUCGGGCCCUUUGCCGGCGACGAGCACCCACCAGAACAGGAACCUUUUAUUUUGGGAAGGACAUAGAGAGGUCUGUGGUCUGUGGAGUGACAGCGAAGAAGUGAACUGAUGUGCCAUAGUACUGAUGCUGUGCAGCAAGUUGUAUUGGGAGGCAAGCUGUUGGAGAUGGAAAAUAGAGCUCCUUUACUGUUUGUGUGGAUUUUUGUCGUUGUGUUUGUUUCAUGGCACAAAACAAUGUUUUUAUAUGCUACGGAAGAAGCCAUUGAUUACUUAACAUAUGAUUCUCAUGGGUCUAGUGGUUGGGAAGCUGAGAACUUGCCCAACUUACCCAGGUUCAAGGACCAUACCAAACUUAACGAAAUAUUAGGGUGAACGUCUUCCCCUCUGGUUCUCAUUUUUAUUAUUAUUUAACAUAUAACUAUGUCAAUCUAUAUCACCAAGCUGCUAGUAAUGGCAAUAUAAUUUUAUUUUUAAAAAGCAGCCCUUAAUUUCAAUUUAAAGUUAUCCAUUUGACAGUCUAACCAUUUCAAAGAGCUCUGGGUUGAUUUCCAUUUAGGAACCCAGAUGCAUGCCAGUGGUGCAUUCACAGAUUUAUUGCACUUGGCAUUUCUCAGAAUGCACCAUGGAUUUAGCUUUAUUUUCUUUAACACCAGUAAUUAAUUACCAUUGUCAUUUUCAAUUUACCGUCGGGUACAUAUGCUCAGCCAACUGGAUCCACACCCUUUUCCCAAAGCCCAUUUGCACAUACCAUUUGGACUUGACCGAGCACAAAACAGAAGUCCUGCAAACGAAACCCCAAAUCUCCCCAUUCCCCAACCAUUCUAUCACAGGUGCUCUUCGACCAGAUCCAAUCAAGAGAGCGACGAUCUCCUGCAACUACUGAAGAAUCGAUCGAAGUAAUACUUCUUACUUGGCACUUGCGCUCCUAGGCGUGCUGAUCUUGGUGGCGUCCUGGAACCCACGCGAACGAAGGUCCUCGUCCGCCAGGAUGUCUUGCCAAACUUUACCAAACGAUGUGGCAAUGAAUACGGGUUGCAUAUAUGGUUCUAGUUCAUCAUUGGACCAAAUAUAUCGUCUCCUCUCAAGAGAGGGGUUAUCUUCAGAUUUUGCUGAAAACAGUCGUGUGUUGUUUGGGAACCAUACUUUACUGUGUGAACUCAUUAAGAAACGAGCCAAGGAAAAGCCCUCGUUUCUUCAAAGAGACCUUCGUUACAAGAUACAGGCCAAGCAAAACAAGAGGAUUCAGAUAACCAUAUCACUGUCUGGAAGUUCAAACACAGUACAGGCCCAGAAUAUCUUUCCACUUUAUGCUCUGAUUGCUAAACCAGUUAGUACUAUUUUGUACAAAGGGCAUUCUCCAGUAUAUCAGUUCACUCGGGCUUGUUUGCUGACUUGUUUUGAUGAAUCUGGACGUAACAGCCACACUGAAGCCACAUUCAUCAUUGAAGACCUGAAGACUUUAGCUAACAUUAUCCUUGUUAGCUGUGGAAAAUUUGGACAAUCACCUGAUGAAAAUAACUGUUCAAAGAACCAGUUGGAGAACUCCUCUCUUCGAAAGCUUGGAGGGCAAUGUUUCUGGGGCAAAAUACCAAAUGAUUUACUUCAUUCAUCAUUGGAGAAUUGUGUGGAUUUAAGCUUAGGACGGACUAAGAAGUUUGCUUUGCCAGUUACUAUGAGCCCAGGCUUCGGAGAGACAAAAUAUCUUGAGCAGGACAGUUUCUUGACAUUUUGUUCUCUUAAGUUUAAUUCAGUGUGUCCAUAUCAACUAGAAGUAAGCAUACGCGCACAAACCACUGGUGCAAGAUACAUGUUUAAGUCUCCUUACAAUUCCUACUUAUAUAAUGAUGUCCCACCUUCUUUUCUACCACAUAUAGUAAGCUUAAGAAAUGGAAAUGUGUGCUUUAAGUAUGGAAACGAUAUUUUUGAUGCUACAGAAGUUACUGAAGGUUUUUGCUGCUCCUUCUGCUAUGAAAAGUGUGGAAGCUUCCUGGGUCUGCAAUGGCACUUAAUGUCAUCACAUGACCGAUUCAACUUUGAGUUCUGGAUAUCUGAGAAGGAACAGGGUGUGAAUGUUACCUUGAAGCACAAUACCUGGAGCGAUGAGGAUUUUCCUGCAGGAAUUGAUCCGAGACAGAGAACAUUUUCCUAUUUCUCAAAGUACAAGAAGCGCAGAAGAUUAGUUACAGCAACUGAGGUGGUUGUUCCGUCAAAAGGAUCAAAAUCACCCGAAGAUGCCUAUGCGAGCUUUGAAGAUAGCUACGUGCUGAAGGAAAUUGACACGUCAGUUGAUCCUGCCUGUUCAUUACAUGACGGCCAUCUGUCACCACCAAGAGUAAUUCAGUUUGGAAAGACCAGGAAACUGUCUGUUGAUCAGUUUGACCCUAAACUUCGUCAAGUCCUUCGAACACGUCAGUUCUUCCAUUCUCACAAAGGACAGCAAAUGACAGUUGAAGAAGUUCUCUCAAAUCAUGAUAGUGAAGACGAAGUUGAUGAUGAUGUUGCUGACUUUGAAGAUAGAAAGAUGCUUGAUAGUUUCGAUGAUAUUGCAAUAGAUGAGAAGCGUGUCAUGCAUAUGUGGAAUUCAUUUGUUCCGAGACAGAGGGUGAUAGCUGAUUGUCAUAUACCAUAUGCCUGUAAAGCAUUCUCCCAGCUUCAUGGACAAUUACUUGCACAAAGCCCAUCGCUAUUAUGGUGCUGGAGGCUUUUUAUGAUCAAACUCUGGAACCACAAUCUGCUAAAUGGGAAAACCAUGGACGCCUGCAACUUGAUUAUUGACGGCUUCAAGAACAAAGGCUCGGACCCCAAGUGAAGAAAACCGCCGUGAUGAGCGAUGAAAAACAUUUCAAGCAUGAACAACAAUAGAUGAUAAAUAAGCUAAACUCUUUUCAAUGUACUGCAUAUCUAUUCAGUGACCUGGACAUCUCAUUUCCUUUUUUUUCUACAGCGUCAUUGUACUUACAUGUAUCGAUCAUAAAAGUUCAUUACUGUUAUUUACAUACAAUAAUUUUACAUGAAGCUGCACUGGCUUUUAAUAAACACCACUUCUUGUUUCAUGGUUAGCAGGGUUUUUUUUUUUCUUGCGGCUCAUUAUCUAAAAUUUAGAUCUAAGUUUGUAGAGAUCGAUGUACUCGUUGGCGGUAGGUAAACUUCCAGGAACGUGUGCUGAAGGAGCAAGAUUGACGCCGUGAUUAGACCACGAUGCUAUGAUGCUCCACAUGCAAAAAAAAAAAAAAAAAAA